AUGGCUCGCCUAGGCCUACUCCUCCUCGCUGCCGCCGCAGCGGCGUUCCUGGCCGUCGCGGCCGCGUCGCCGGUGGCCAGCGACUUCAUCCGCAGGUCGUGCCGCGCGACGCAGUACCCGUCGGUGUGCGAGCAGAGCCUGGCGUCGUACGGGGGCUCCCCGCCUCCGCGGAGCCCGCGGGAGCUGGCGCGCGCCGCGCUGUCGGUGAGCGCGGACCGCGCGCGCGCCGCGUCCGCGUAUGUGGGCCGCCUGUGCGGUGGAUCCGGCGCCGGCGCGAAGGGCGCGAAGAAGGGGUCUGGGUCGCGGCCGGCGGCGGCGGCGGGCCCCGUGCGCGACUGCCUGGAGAACCUGGCGGACAGCGUGGGCCACCUCCGAGACGCGGCGCAGGAGAUGGGCGGCGCCGGGAUGUCCCGCUCCGGGACGCCCGCGUUCAAGUGGCACCUCAGCAACGUGCAGACCUGGUGCAGCGCCGCGCUCACCGACGAGAACACCUGCCUCGACGGCCUCUCCUCCCGCGGCGUCGACGCCGCCACGCGCGCCGCCAUCCGAGGCAAGGUCGUCGAGGUCGCGCAGGUCACCAGCAACGCGCUCGCACUCGUCAACAAGGUCGGGCCUGGGUACUAG
Molecule: messenger RNA, 624 nt
Organism: Miscanthus lutarioriparius
Lineage: Eukaryota; Viridiplantae; Streptophyta; Magnoliopsida; Poales; Poaceae
Source: the annotation of a GenBank genome assembly